CUUGUGGUUUUAAGGACUUGACUGUUUGGGACGCAGGCCUGUUGGAGUUUACCAAACUGGUAGGGACGCAUGAAAACAGUCCUCGGAUUAUUAUAGUGUGGCGUAAUUUCGAUCUUCAAUGUUUAGCAUCUUAGGUGAGCUGGAGCCUAUCCCAGUUGUCUUUGUGCGAGUGGUGAAGUACUUCCUGUACUGGUCGCCAGCCAAUUGCAGGAUAUUGCAAUUGAAACACUCUGUAUGGCACAUCUGCGAACAUCCGGGGCCAGCUAAAAGCAACCUUUGGACUUGCACUUUCAGUCUACCAUGGGUAGCCACUUCCGAAGCUACAUCUGGGACCCUGUUCUUAUUGUGUUUCAAAUUGUGUUGAUGCAGUGCAUCUACUAUAGCUUUCUCGGCUUGUGGUUGGCAGGAGUGGACAGUCUGGUGCAAACACAUGGCUCACUGGACCAGAUCUUCAGCUAUGAAAUCCUUGGUUUUGCAUCAAUGCAGGGCAGGCUCUCAAUGAUGGCGUUCGUUUUGAACUCUCUCACCUGCGCUCUGGGCUUGUGGUUGUUCAUCCGCCGAGGGAAGCAGUGCUUGGACUUCACCGUUACGGUGCACUUCUUCCAUUUGAUCAGCUGUUGGAUCUAUAAUUCUCACUUUCCCUCCUCGCUGUCCUGGUGGCUCGUCAACUUGGCCUGCAUGGCCUUGAUGGCUGUAAUAGGGGAGUACCUUUGCAUGCGGACUGAACUUAGGGCCAUCCCAGUCAAUUCUGGACCCAAGUCGAACCUUUGAAAUGUUCUCUUGGCACCCGGCAGAAUGAAAAUGGACCGUUUGAGACACCUUAGAAAAACUCUUUUCACGGGAGGAUAAUUGUCCUCUGCUCAAGAGAGAGCAAACAUGGCACAUGCAUUGGACUGAUUAUGGUGGAUCUGCUUCAUAUCAGAUGCACUGGCAUAUUUAUUGACUCUCCAUUAAACUAUGGACACUUUUGUGUGUGCAGCCAUUAAUACACACCCUUGCUGUAAAUGCUUCUCAGAGACUAUUGGCUGCAUCCCCUCUUUGAUGUGAAUGUGAACUGCUUCAUUUCUUGGAUAUUUUUUUUCCUGUAAAUAUAUUUUAAAUAUGUAUUUACCUAGUUUUGGUCAUCUUUCUGCAAAAUGGUUUUGAGCUCAAAGAAAAAAAAUGGCAGUUAGCAGGUUCACAGCUACUUUACUACUACUUUAAUUCAAUUUUUGAACAAAUGCUUUGUUAAAAAAAAGGCAUUGAUUUUGAAUGCAUGAGGACUUUUUUCUGCUUUCAGACUUAAUAUUACUCCCUGUGGUUGACUUCAGGUUGAUCGGGGGGGG
Syngnathoides biaculeatus (alligator pipefish) is the source of this 1325-nucleotide messenger RNA. It is a transcript of the gene sys1, whose product is annotated as SYS1 golgi trafficking protein. Gene Ontology annotation, cellular component: Golgi membrane; trans-Golgi network. The transcript is spliced from 5 exons. The record is from RefSeq and is a predicted model, not a curated record. Gene Ontology annotation, biological process: Golgi to plasma membrane protein transport; Golgi to endosome transport; protein localization to Golgi apparatus. NCBI's taxonomy places the organism in Eukaryota, Metazoa, Chordata, Actinopteri, Syngnathiformes, Syngnathidae. The coding region runs from base 301 to 771 and encodes 156 amino acids.